Messenger RNA from Ceutorhynchus assimilis (cabbage seed weevil), 1867 nucleotides. The record is from the annotation of a GenBank genome assembly. Lineage: Eukaryota; Metazoa; Arthropoda; Insecta; Coleoptera; Curculionidae.
CUGGUUCCUUAAUAAUCACUUUGUUUGUGUCAGUGGGUACGAAAUUGUGGUCACUUUCAACGCAGUUUCUUUCAAUGACUGUUCCUAAAUGAAAUAUUAUUGGAUUAAAAGUUGAUUACUUUUUAUAGUGUUGAAAUUAUAUUCUUUCUAAGGACGGUUAACUGUCACAAGCUAAAUUGUGUUUGUGUUGAAACCUAAUAUUUUCGAGAUUCUAAAACCGAAGAUUGGGAAUUCUACAUUGAAAAAUGAUUUCGUUAAUUUUAAUAGGUAUCUUAGGAUUUUCAAUAUGGUACAAAUGGUUCAAACCGAUGAACCAUUUCACGGAAAUUGGCGUAAAGCAGACGACACCAUGGCCAUUUUUCGGUGAUCAGUGGCUUACCGCUUUUAAAUAUAUGAGUUUUAAUGAAUUUUAUGAAUGGGUAUACAAUCAAUUUCCAAAUGAAAGAUAUUCGGGAUUUUAUCAGUUUGCCCUUCCAACAUUAAUGAUCAGAGAUCCGAAGUUGAUCAAACAAAUAACUAUAAAAGAUUUUGAUCAUUUUACUGAUCACAGACCGUUUGUUGAUCCUGAAGCUGAUCCACUCUGGGGAGCAAAUUUGUUUUCUUUAACAGGUCAAAAAUGGAGAGAAAUGAGGGCUACAGUAAGUGGAACAUUUACAAGCAGUAAAAUGAAAAUUUUGUUCAAUUUAAUGAACGAAGCUGCCGAGGGUUUUGUCAAUUAUUUUUUAGAUCAAAAUGAGGAUUCACUUGAAGUUGAAAUGAAAGACACCUACACAAGAUACACCAAUGACGUUAUAGCCACUAUGGCGUUUGGAAUCAAAGUAGAUUCUCUCAACGAACCGGAAAAUGACUUUUAUCUUAUGGGCAAAAGAGCUACGAAUCUUAAUGGACUGAUAUCAAGAAUUAAAUUUUUAGGAUAUAUGGUUUUUCCAUCUCUUCUUAAGCUUUUAAAAGUUAGUCUAUUUCCAUCAGACGUUUCCAAAUUCUUCCAGUCUAUUAUUUACGAUAAUAUUAAAGUCAGGAAGGAACAGGGGCUUGUAAGGCCAGACUUGAUACAUUUUCUAAUGGAAGCCAACAAAAAAAAUAGCAAAAAUGAAGAGACUGAAUCUAUCGAGACUAGUUAUGCUUCUGUAGAAGAAUCAGCAGAUAUGGCUAAUUUUAAACAAAUAGCUCUAACUAAUCUGGAUAUUGCCGCACAAGCUGUAAUUUUCUUUUUUGGUGGAUUUGAUACCAUUGCCACUGUCAUGUGCUUUGGAUCAUACGAAUUGGCUCUAAACAAUAGCGUCCAAGAUAAACUUAGAGACGAAAUAGUAAAAACCAAUAAAGCGAAUCAUGGGAAAAUAACUUAUGCUAUUUUAUUGAAAAUGAAGUAUUUGGAUAUGGUUGUUUGUGAAAUAUUGAGAAAAUGGCCCCCAGCAGGAGGUAUAGACAGAGUAGUUACCAAACCAUACAUAAUCGAGCCAGAAUUGCCCCAUGAAAGGCCCCUUCAUUUAAAGCCAGGAGAUAUACUCAUGUUACCAAUUGGAGGCUUGAUGCGCGAUCCGAAAUAUUUCCCAGACCCUGAAAAAUUUGAUCCAGAGAGAUUUUCAGACGAAAACAAAGAUAAUAUUGAGCCAUAUACAUAUUUACCAUUUGGUUCUGGGCCUAGAAACUGUAUUGGUAAUAGAUUUGGUUUAUUAGAAGUAAAGGUUUUGAUAUAUCAUCUGUUACUGAAUUUUAAAGUUGAGCUUGGUAAGAAAAUGAAAGUUCCUUUAAAAUUGGAGCCUGUUUUCAUUCCUACAGCAGAUGGUGGAUUUUGGUUAACCUUAAAACGGAUUUGAAUUUUGUAAAUAGCUAUUGUAAUAUUAGGAAAUAUAAAAUUUAAAUUACC